Molecule: messenger RNA, 977 nt
Organism: Tachysurus vachellii
Lineage: Eukaryota; Metazoa; Chordata; Actinopteri; Siluriformes; Bagridae
Gene: cfap77
Product: cilia and flagella associated protein 77
Exons: 7
Coding region: 154-882 (242 amino acids)
Source: RefSeq, a predicted model, not a curated record
CAACCAAGGAUCCGGAUCCCUGUGUUGUUGUAAUCCGACUAUUCAGUUUGAAUUAGUUUCUUAUUUAGUCCUGGAGAAGUAAAACUAAACAGGAAUAUCUAACAACCACGAGUCUUUUCUGCUUCUGCCUGAGGUUCCUCCAGAGUGGUGGAGAUGAACUCUGCACAUGUCGGAGUGGUCAGAGACUCAAUGACCAACAAUCCACUUAUAAUGAAGCCUAAACUUGGGAAGAUCAAAUCCAGAGGAUUGUUCUGUCCCGGACCAGACUUUGUUUACGGUGCAGUGACCACCUUUCAAGAUGGUGGAGCAGCAGAGGCCCUUUCCAACUGGCACACUCCUUCACUGUCCAUGUCCAAGUCUGCACAGUACAGGAAGGCAGAGCGGGACUUUGUGGCACUGAAUCGUGAAGGCGUAAAGUCUGGCCUGGUCACAGCUAAAGAACUGCAUCAGUACCGCGCCACUCACGAUAUCAGACGCCCGGUCGCUUCCAAAACCUUCAAGUCUGCUCCAGUACAAUUACCACAGGACAUCACAUUCGGCCUACCUACACGGCCUUCCACUCCAAUAUCAGAGCUGUUGAAGUUUAAGUAUGGCCAGAGGUGGCUAGAGGAGCAACAGGCCAAAGACAAAGAACUGCUGGAGCACCAGACUAAGAAGGUUCAGCUUCAGAGGAUCCAGGACACUCGUACCACCCUUCUCCGUAAGAGUCGCCCUCUGGAGGAACCACCAUCCAUGUGGAAACUGCCCCGUUUCCAGCAGAUUGGACCAGCUCUGGACACCUUCCGCGAUCCUGAAGCACGAAAGAAGGCCAUGGCUGCACACUACAUGGACUCGAUAGCCAGACGAGGACUGCUGGGACAGGGCACUUAUAAUGUGGACUAACAGGCAGAUUACUAUCCCUAUAAUCUCCUAGUUUAUCCUUCAGAUCAGUUUUUUUUUUUUUUGGUCUUACAGUCUGGACAUGGAGAGAGUGGUAG